ACGCGAAAACUCUUGAACUCUCGACUCUAAACGAAUUAGUUAUGGACGAAGAAACCUAUUUCCCAGACACCGAUCUGGACUUCAGCUUCACCUCCACCACCACCGACAGGACCUUCCCAUCCUGUAGUGCUCGUUCCAGUUUAGCUCGCUCUAGCCUUACCCUCAGCUUCAACGAAGCAGGCCUUUCCUGCUGCACUACCACCACCACCAGAAAUAUCACCACCCUCCACCACCGCAAAUGGGAUCCACGAUGGUCAGCCAUCAAGGCAGCCAGCAACCUCUCCUCCGACGGGAACCUCCACCUUCGUCACCUCAAGCUCAUUCGCCAUUUGGGUACCGGAAACCUCGGGAGAGUCUUCCUCUGUCAGCUUAGAGACUGCAACAGCGCCACCUUUGCUCUAAAAGUAAUCGACAGGGAUACAUUAAGCAACAAGAAACUCUCACACGUUCAAAUGGAAGCAGAAGUCUUAUCCAUGCUGGACCAUCCUUUUCUUCCAACGCUUUACGCCCACAUCCAAGCUUCUCAUUACACCUGUCUCCUCAUUGACUUUUGCCCCAACGGGGACCUCCAUUCUCUUCUACGUAAACAACCCGGAAAUCGCUUUCCUUUAGCGGCGGUCAGGUUUUUUGCGGCGGAAGUGUUGGUUGCUUUAGAGUAUUUACAUGCUUUAGGGAUCGUUUACAGGGAUCUUAAGCCUGAAAACAUUUUGUUACGUGAGGAUGGGCAUAUAAUGUUGUCGGAUUUCGAUUUGUGUUUCACGGCUGAUGUGGUCCCCACCUUUAAAUUCCAGCGCCGCAAAAGUCGAAAGUCGAGGCGGAACCGUUUCACCGGCGGUUGUUUUGGUUCCGUCGCGGAUUCAGGAGAAGAAGACCAAGUUGAUCCAGAGUUCGUAGCUGAACCGGUAACGGCGUUUUCCAGGUCAUGCGUUGGGACCCACGAAUAUUUAGCACCGGAGCUCGUUUCCGGAAACGGCCACGGUAACGGCGUUGACUGGUGGGCGUUUGGGGUGUUCAUUUACGAGUUAUUAUACGGAACGACACCGUUCAAGGGAGGCAACAAGGACAGCACACUUCGUAACAUAGCUUCCAGCAGGCAAGUAAGAUUCCUCCACGUGGCGGAGAUGGAAGAGGCUGGAAUGGCGGAGGCAAAGAAUUUGAUCGGGAAAUUGUUGGUAAAAGACCCGAGGAGGAGGCUAGGGUGCACCAAGGGUGCGCAGGAUAUAAAACGACACCCGUUCUUCGAUGGGAUCAAAUGGCCCUUGAUCAGGCACUAUAAGCCGCCGGAGGUGGUGGGAGGGGUGGCGAGGAAGAGGGGGCAUGUGGGCCAUGUGAAGAGGAGGCGUUGGUUUUGGAAAGGACUUGAUUAUUUGAUGAUGAGAAAUAGGAAUAAUAAAAAUAGAAAAGCCAAUUACUAUGAUUAUGUUCUUAAUAGUAACAAUAAUAUACCUAGGAAGCAUGCUUAGUGUUGUUUUGUCAAAACUUUUUGUUAGGAGUUUA
This is a messenger RNA of Theobroma umbraticum, 1497 nucleotides long. RefSeq names its product serine/threonine-protein kinase WAG1-like. Gene Ontology annotation, biological process: protein phosphorylation. The record is from RefSeq and is a predicted model, not a curated record. Lineage: Eukaryota; Viridiplantae; Streptophyta; Magnoliopsida; Malvales; Malvaceae. Gene Ontology annotation, molecular function: ATP binding; protein kinase activity.